AUGGUCGACGCAGAAGCAUCAGUUGCCAAAGGCAUGAAGCAGUUGAAGAAGACGAAGAAGGCAGCCGCUAAGAAGGCGAAGCGAAGCCGAAAUGCCAAGGAUUACAAAGAUGCUGUAUCCAAAGAGGAGCUCAAAGCUGCAAAGAAGGCCAGGAAUAUCGCGAACCGUCCCGUUCUCCAAGAAAAGAAACGGCACAGGCUACUCAAGCGAUCCAAGCAGCUGGAAAUUAAGGGGAACAAGCUACUUGCUGAGGCCAAGAAGGCUGCCGAGCAGUACAGACUGAUGACACAAGCCAAAGAGAAUCAUGAUGAAAACACCUCCACAUCUGUGGAAAAAAAUGGCGCAAAGUCCCCUGCUUCGUCCUCGUCGUCCUCGGACUCUGAUGGUGUUGCCUCGGCCGAAGCCAUUGCCCCUGGCGGCUUCAUCAUUGAUACGAAGAAGCGCCGAAGAGAGAGCGGUACGUCUGGCAUUCUGAAGCAGCUCUCUUCUGUGGACGACGAAGGGUCCAAAUCUAAGAAGAGCAAAACUGCUCCAGCUGAGGCAAGCACGGACUCGGACGAACCAAGCGAAGCAAAGUCGAAGUCCGAGCCCGAGCCCGAGUCCGAGAAUGUGCCCGAGCCGGAGUCUGAGCAUGAGCUAGAGGUAAUUGAAAAGGCUGAAAUGCAGAAGGAAGAGAAGAAAGAAAAGAAGCACAAGAAGAAGGAGAAGAAGGAAAAGGGGAAGAAGAAAAAAGAGAAGGACAUAAAAGAGAAGAAGGACAAGAAAGACGAGAAGGUGAAGAAGGUGAAAAAAGAUGAAGAAAAUCAGGUCGACCAGGAGGCAAAAAUCAAGACGAAGGAGAAGAAAGCCAAACAAAACAAAGGAACAGAGACUGCCGCCGAUAAUACCGCCGAACAAUGGAAUGUCGGUGGCCUUGAAGGAGGGGCCGCCCGCCAGAGCAAAUUCGCGAGGCUUCUUGGAGGAAAGAAGGGCGGAGAUGCGUUGGGAAUGACUACCAACACCAAGUCGGACUCGAUCAAGGCAGAGGCCGAGAUUCAACGCCAGUUUGAACAAGGCAUGAAGGCCAAGUUUGACGGUACCAGCCAACGGCGUGGACUCGGGGCGUAA
Metarhizium album ARSEF 1941 is the source of this 1107-nucleotide messenger RNA. RefSeq lists its product as uncharacterized. NCBI's taxonomy places the organism in Eukaryota, Fungi, Ascomycota, Sordariomycetes, Hypocreales, Clavicipitaceae. Bases 1 to 1107 code for a protein of 368 amino acids. The transcript has 3 exons. The record is from RefSeq and is a predicted model, not a curated record.